UAAAUCCGCGGUCAUACUGGCAAGCAGCUGGAAAAGCCAACUCAGCUAAAACUUAAAAUUUUUAUACACAAAAAAAAGGCUGUGCAGCAGGAGUUUUAAUCAAUUUUCCAUACUAAAGUGCGCCCCACACACAAUGCAAAAUGCGGCUGACAAACGAGAACGUGAAACUCCACCCAAUGCUAAGAGAUUUGGCCAUUUUCCUCAGCCUAACAAUCUACAUUUGUCUUCCAACGACGUGGGCCGCUGAGACAACGACUCUCUCGGACAAGAGACUGUGCGCUGACCCAAAAUGUGAACGAAUCAUCUCCAUGGGCAGAACGAAGAUAAUGUACAACUCUGGCGGCAAGGGACUGAUACCCUUCAAGAUCAACAGCCCAGUGCGCAUUUUGUCCAAAAGCGCUGGCACGAAUAAACAGCUUUGGGGCGUGGAUAUUGGUGGACGUCGUGGCUAUGCCAACAAGGAUUUCAUAUUGGAAGAGAGGAUUCUUAUAAGUGAAAAAGAUUUGGAGCAUGAAGUGCCAGUGGUUGGGCCGGGUAGCCCGCCAGUAGCUGCACCAGAAGCUCCCCUGAAGGCAACAGAGAUAGAGCCUCCCGUUCCCAAUGCCUCUGAGUCAGCCGAUGAGUUGGCAACGACCACAACCAGCCCGCUGGAUGUUAAAGGUGAUGCUAUUGUGACGAAAAAGGACAAGGUAAAUGACCAACAGGUGCCGGAUGUGCCAACAGCGUCGUCACAAGUAGAGCAACUGGUAGAUGGCACUCGGCUGCCCAUGGAGGCAAUUCCAGCUGUCACCGAGAGGACAAAGGAUCAACAGGUCGAUAAAUCUCAAGCAGCCUCAGCAGCGGUUGACACGAAAGAGCCACAGCCGGUGACAGCAACGACUGAAUCGAAUGAGUCACAGCAGCAGCAACUACCAGAGAAAGUAGUUGCUGAUCAAAAAGAGCCAACGCCAUCAGUGACGGAACCUCCGAAGCUACAACAGGUGGAAGCUGAACCCAAAGAGCCAACUGAAGCAGCGCCUGACACCAAGGAGUCGGAGCCAGUUACAGUUGCACCGGUGAUGGCUAUCAACACUGAUAUUGACGACGACUCUGAUGAUUUCGACUACGAGGAGGACGACGACGAAGAAGGCGAUCAAUAUGAUGAACUGAAAAUAGUUAGCAAAAAAGAUAACGAAACAUUGAACGAAGUAGCGAACGAUAAAAAGCCAAUUAAUGUUAAUGAAACAACCCAGUUGAAGCCCAAUUUGGUGGAGCAAACUUUAGAUAAGAGUGCACCCCCCAGUAGUGUCGAGGGAGAACCUAAAACUGAGGAGAAACCAGUGGAGCCACAGGCGGAGGUACCAGCAGCGAAUCAGAAGAAUGAGCAGCCAAUUCCAUCGAUCCUUGAGAGUAUUGCGUCCGCAAAGGAAGCCCCAAAGGUGGACACUACUGAAAGACAGUUGGAGGAGAUUGUUACACCAGAGCAGGUGCCUGAAACAACGACUCCAAUCGUAGAGGCGGUAACCGAAGGGGCGCAAGUGCCAACAAUUCCAUCGAUUGAAGAAACAUUGAAAGAAACUGUUGUUGAACAACCAAAAGCAGCAGAGAUUCGAGUCCAAAGUGAGCAAGAGACAGCAAAGGUUGAGCCUCUGGUGCCAGUCGAAGCCACCACCACUGUCAGUCCCAUCGAGGAGCUGCCUCCAGUCGCAGCAGAGCCUUCAGUUAGCCUGCCGCCACUUUUCGAUAAGCAAAACUUUGCCAAUCCAAACGAGUAUUAUAAACAAUUGCAAGAACAGCAGGAGGCAUUGAAUCGGCAGCCGAGUGAAGCCUCCAUUGAUGAUCCAAAUGAUUAUUACAAACAGCAGCAGGAGAAAGCGGAGAAGGAGCAAUUGAAGCAGCAACAGGCGGAAGUGGAGGAGCAACUGAAGCAGCAACAGGCGAAAGUGGAGGAGCAACUGAAGCAGGAAGAGCAAGCGAAGGUUGAGGAGCAACUGAGGCAGCAGCAUCAGGCGCAAAUUGAAGAGCAACUGAAGCAACAGCAGCAGGCGGAAGCUGAAGAGCAACUGAAGCAGCAGCACCAGGCGGAAGCUGAAGAGCAACUGAAGCAGGAGCAAGCGAAAAAGCAGCAGGAAUCCAAUCAUCAGUUGCCAGAGCAAACUACACCCACACCUUCUUACGAAGCGCCCUAUGCAGCAGUUGAUGAUGAACCGACGGCAGCACCACACAGCGAGGAGGUAUCCUCGGAGAGUGCGGCAGUUGGUUCAGUGGAACCACUGGCCCUGCCCUCGACAGCAAUUCCCGCCUCAGAGUCUCCCAUAAAGGAAGAUGGCCUGGGUGGCGGUGGCGGUGGUGGAGGUCUUUUUGCCACCAUUGUCGACACUGUCAACACAUUCAUCUCUAGUCAGGGUUCAAAAACGAAGGAGAAUGUGCCAUUGGAAGAGAGCAGCAGCGAUGAACUGCAGCGAAUUCUGUAUCCGGGAAUGGGUGAAAAAACAUCCAAUGAUGUGUCCCCAGCUGAUGUCGAUAUUCAUGGUGAUGCUGAUGCCCAUUGUGCUCGUUACCAGUCCAACAUUAAUGAUCACUGCCAUCGCACAAUUUCGCUGGACAACUUUGUGGAGGUGCUGGCCGCUAAGCUGGUGGAUCACAGCCAGCUGCUGUUAUGUGUUGUCAUUGCGGCCGCCUCUUCGCUGUUCUUUAGCUUUGGUUAUUAUUGCUUCUGCAACAGCAGCCAAGAGGGUGCACUGCUGUCGAAACUGAACCACUUGGAGCGCAGCCUGCUGACCUCACACAAGGAGAAUCUCAUCAUUAAGAACGAUCUGAUGACGACACGCACCAAACUGGCCAGCAUUGAGGACAACUCCUUUGGAUCCAACGACAUGGUGGCCUCACUCAAGAAGCAGCUGGAGAUUGAACUGUACGAGAAGGGCAAGCUGCAGGAACAAGUUAGCGGCCUGGAAAGGGAUUUGGAUAAGGCCGCAGAGGCUGGGCUAGAGCUAAACACAAUGUUGUCUGAUGUGCUGGGCAAUCAGAAUGGCAAUGAUGCCAUAAUGUUGACAGCCGAUGAGCUGCAGCGGCAGAUAAACGAUCAGAGAAUGAUCAUUGAGGACAUAAACUCGAGCCUCGCCGAGAAGAGCCGCGAGAAUAGUGAGCUGCAAUAUGCGUACACCGAGUCCACGGCGCGUUUGUCGAGCGAACUGAAGGCUUUGCAGGAGGAUAACUAUGAGCUGGACAUGGAAAAGUCCAAGCUGAAGACACGACUUGAGGAUAUCCAAGCGGAGAACGAGCAGGAGCUGGCCAAGGCUUUGGAGGCUCGUAACUACGAGAUGCAGCGUCUGCAGAAUCAGAUACUCGAUCUGACAACCAAGUGGGAGAGGGAGCACGGGGAUCUGCAGACCAGUCUAGCCAAGAUCGAGGCACUCGAGGACUGUCUGAAGUCUUUGAAGAAGGAUGCGAACCUCAAUGUUCACGAGCUUAUCAGCUCGGCCAAGACGCGAGGCGAGCUGAAUGCGGCACAGAAGAAGUUUAGCGAUCUGCAGUUAAAGCUGGAGCAGGAGCAGGUCCACAAGGGCAGGCUGGAGAGUCAGCUGAAGCAGUCCAAUGCCGAUGUGGAGCAGCUGAAGCAGGACUUCAAUCAAGCGGAGCGGGACAAACUGGAGGCGCAAACGCGUCUCGAGGUGCUUUCUGGAUACUUUCGGGAAAAGGAAAACGAACUUAAAACGGAACUCAGCCUACAGGAGACCAAGUGGCUGCAGCAUCAGGGCGAGAAUUCCAGCACCGUGGAGACGCAAACGCUGAUGAAGAACGAAAUUCAAACUCUCAAAUCUCAGAACGAUGAGCUGCGCGCGGAGAUUGAGGCACAGAUUGCCUCACACAAGGCACAGAUGGGCACUUUGGAGAAUCGUGCGCAUGAAUCCUGGCUGGCGGCGCGACAGUCGGAGCGACGCUGUGAGGAGGCGCUGGCCGAGGCCGCUGGUUUGCGACGCAAGCUAACCACCAUGGCCGCAGGUGGUGAUCCAGCAACAGGGGAGUCAAUCUCUUCGAAUGGGGGAGAGUCGAAGGCAACAACAGCUCCAUCGCCGCUGCCGUUGCCGCUGCCUUUGCCGGGCUCGCCAUUAUUAAACAUGCCAAAUCCACUGCCAUUCCUGGCGGCUCCCUUCUCACCAUUUAUGGGCCUGCCGCCGCCAUUCCUGCCACCAGCUGCAGCUGGUGGAGCGCGACCACCGCCGCUGGGUCGCAUGCGUUCCCCGCCGCCGGCUGCGUCGGGUUCACGAGGUCAUCGUGAUCAUGACCGUGAAAGGUAUUCGGACUACAGCGACUACGAUGACUAUGACGACGAUGAGGAGGAUGAUCGCCGUCGCCGGCAUAGUGGCAGCUGGGGUCGGGGACGUCGCGACUCCUACUCGAGGGAUUCGCCUCGCACAUAUCGCUCGCUCUCCCCCUCGGACAGUCGAUACAACUAUCGGCACGACACAGAGACGGACUACAGUCCGCCUCCCAGUCCGCAUCGACCGGUGGCGUCGGGACAUCGCAACGGACCGGGCCCUGGCACGGGCGGAACGGGCACGGGCGCUGGUUCGCGAACAUACAGCGAGGUAUGAGAGAUGCGGAUUUUUGUACUUCACGGCGGUGGGGGUGUGUACCGACCAAAUCCUAUCAUCCUACCAAGUAUAUUAUGUACGAGUAGUUGCUUAAACUCAAAACUAGUUCAAAUAUAUUUAUUAAUCAACGA
Drosophila guanche is the source of this 4708-nucleotide messenger RNA. RefSeq names its product transport and Golgi organization protein 1 (gene Tango1). The transcript is spliced from 7 exons. The record is from RefSeq and is a predicted model, not a curated record. Gene Ontology annotation, cellular component: endoplasmic reticulum membrane; endoplasmic reticulum exit site. Lineage: Eukaryota; Metazoa; Arthropoda; Insecta; Diptera; Drosophilidae. Bases 141 to 4577 code for a protein of 1478 amino acids. Gene Ontology annotation, biological process: vesicle cargo loading; endoplasmic reticulum to Golgi vesicle-mediated transport; protein secretion.